Messenger RNA from Nezara viridula (southern green stink bug), 3096 nucleotides. The record is from the annotation of a GenBank genome assembly. Lineage: Eukaryota; Metazoa; Arthropoda; Insecta; Hemiptera; Pentatomidae.
CAAAAAUCACUCAAGGAGCUAUGAAAUAUAAACAAAAAGAGAAAUGCGUUGAAGUAAUUGAUAUACUCUGUUUAUUUUCAUGACUUGAACACAGUUUAAUCUUAAGAUGUGGAAGUGCCAUAAAUGCGGCAAACCUGUGUAUUUCGCUGAGCGGAAACAAUCAUUAGGGUAUGAUUGGCAUCCAGAAUGUUUGAGAUGUGAGGAAUGUGGAAAACGCUUAAAUCCUGGACAGCACGCUGAGCACAAAGGUGUUCCUUACUGUCAUGUUCCCUGUUAUGGUGCAUUAUUUGGUCCACAAUUGUACGGUCAUGGAACUAGAGUGGAAUCACAUACUAGUUUUGGGAAAGUUGAGAAUAAGUCUUCCUCCAAAAACAUGCCAAGGUCUCAUUUGGAAUCAAAAUUAAAAGUAUUUAAUCAGUAUUAUGACGGAAGAAGUGGUGAAAUACGAUGUCGAGAGGUGAACGGACGGCUUGUGCUGGAAGGAGCAUUGAGAAUUUAUUGGGGGGUAUCAGGAAUGAUACACUUGAAAGAGGACGAUGAUCAGAGAACUGUUGUCACUGUUAGGAAGAGGAACUCUUAUAGAUAUAGCGGGAUCGCAAUCAACGGCCUUCCUGAAAAGCAGUUUGAAAAUGGAUCUAACCAACCGCCUGAGGACUGUAAACCAGAAGCAGUCGAUGAGGCUCAGAACCUGGCUGGCAAAUCGUUAACUCUUCCCUCCAAGCUGGACAUUAAUAAGAUUGAAUGGAAUGAGUUGGAUGAGCUUUUACAGGUGGAAAGGAAAAUAGAAGACGGGGAAAAGCUUUACCAAACAAUGCCUUCCAGCUUACCUAGAGCUCCUACUUCUGCCAACAGUACCAGCAGCUCUACUCCUGAUGCUUCGCCAAUGUCGUCGGAGCUGAAUCCUCCUUUGUCUCCUGAUAUCGAAAAGCAAAAUGGUGAUGAUUAUUCCAGAUGCUUUGAAGAUACUUUGGAAAUGGGAUUCGCUAUAGACCGAAGCCAAAGCAAUCCAGAAGCACUUAGUCAAGGAGUAGGAAGCGGUGGUGAGUCCGAAAGCGAAACGAGGUCUGAGGCUCGAGCAGUGCGAAGAAGAGCCCCCAUCGUCCGACGGGCAGGAGCUCGUAGGAGACGGCUUAAAAGAAGAUGUUCCAUUAAUGGUCAUUUCUAUAAUAGAGAAACUUCCUUUUUUACUCCGCCUUACGGCUCGCAGAUGUCGGUAUGGGUUACCUCCCUAGUCUCAACUAAUGAAGUUAUCAAUCUCAUGUUAGACAAGUACAAAGUUGAUUCUCAUUCGAAUUGCUUCGCCCUCUAUGUGGUUAGGGAUAAUGGAGAACAGAGAAUGCUGAAAGAUGAUGAAUAUCCUUUAGUCACUCGAAUCAUGCUCGGACCUCAUGAAGAUGUUGCUCGUUUAUAUCUGAUGGAUAGGAAGAACACCGUAGAGAUUUCCAGCGAAGUUGCUCAAUUCCUGAAUUUAUCGUUAACUGAGUGUACUGCAAUUUUGGACAGGUACGAGUGGGAAGAGGAACGUGAAGAAAGGAAGAUCAGGGCUAAAUAUAAAGAAAUGAAAAAAAGGAUCAAGCAACGAAUGGAAGAACUGAAAGUGAGAUUGUAAUGUGACCUGGAUGUAAUGUCAUCUGGGUUGUCAUGACACCGCUGCCUGUCGACUGUACUGUCAUGACACCGCUGGCUGUUGUCUGCACUGCAAUGACACAGCUGCCUGUCGACUGAAUCAUAGUGAUUUACUGCUUGUCGACUGCAUCAAAGGAAAAAUGCUACUGAGGUUUUGUUAGUUCUAGAAUGAUUUUGACAGAUCUCUUAAUUUAUUUUUUGAUCAGCGGUAUUAAAAGCGUUCAAAAUUAAUAUUUUAAAGCAUUCACGAUAUUUUAGCAUAACUAAAAGACUAAACUGCAAUACAAAAUUUUAGUUUUUGUUAGGAGCCUAUGAAUAUUGACAUUCUUUAUCGUCUUUCAUUAUGUCUAACAAUUAUCACAUUAAUAAGUAGCCUAAAGAAACAAUUUAAAAAUGUUUAAAUUGUUGAAGAUAGUGUAUGUUUGUAAUUCCGAGUUGAUAUAUUGAUUAUGUAUAUACGAAUGUAUUCAUGAAAAAAAUUAUAUAAGAACUAAUAUUUAUAAAUGUCAUCAGGGUUGUUUGGCCAUCAAUCAAAAGUUAUAAUUUUUCUAAGUUAUGAAUAAAUUCUGUUUUUUGUUGAAAAAAUGUAGCCUUUUGUAAUAUAAUAACUUGAAUAACCAUUUGAAAUAAUAUUUAUUAAAAACUGAUAAUUUUAAAUCUCGGCCUCUAGUGAUAGUCUCGUAUUGCGUGAUAGAAAUUCGAAAUAAUUUAAUUAAUGCCUUAAGAGCCCAAUCACAUUUUUAUUAAUAUAACUGAAACAUUCCUCAAAAAAUGUUAGCUUUAAAUCUGUCUUUGUAUAUACUAACAUAUGAAGGUACAACUAACAUGCUAACUUAUGAAACAGUAGAAAAAAAAAAUUCUCUGCUUUAUGACAUUCUUAUUUUCUUCGCACAUGUUAAUCUAUAUUUUUAUUUUUAACAAUUUUAAUUAAUGGGAUUAAAUUUUAUUCAAAUUUGAGUUGAAAAUACUGGUGAGUGCUCAAGCGUUGAAAAUUAUGCUAUCCCUAAUGUACCACAGCUUGUAUUAUAUUUUAAACUGAUUUUGAAUAUGCAGAUUUGCUUUCAAUCUUAUUGAGUAGCAUUUCAGAACUACCUUAAAACUCUCAAAAGUCAUGAAUAAUUGAUAAUCUUUAUAAAAGAAAGUGACAUUACAAAAAAAAACUUUAACAAGAGUUCAUUUUUUUGUUUGAAUUGUGAUUAACUAAGUAUAAAUGUCUUUUAUAGCAAAUGAAUUUAUCUCAUUUACCAACUAUAGUUUACAAUAUUUAAUACAUAAUAAAAUAUUGUCAUAAAUGUUUUAUUUAGAUAAAAUAAAAUAAUAAAAAGUGUUACUUUUGAGAUUAAACUGUAACUAUAGUAUUACAUGGUUAGAUAUAACCAAUCAUUUGAGCUUUGGCCUGUUCCUACAAUGUUACAAUAUUUUAUUAUGUUAAGUUAAGUAUGUGAUGUGUGAUGUGAUGUAUGUGAUGUG